Messenger RNA from Metarhizium brunneum ARSEF 3297, 885 nucleotides. RefSeq names its product Heterokaryon incompatibility protein 6, OR allele. Lineage: Eukaryota; Fungi; Ascomycota; Sordariomycetes; Hypocreales; Clavicipitaceae. The record is from RefSeq and is a predicted model, not a curated record.
AUGGAGCUAUCAACACGGUUCGCCAGCCCACCAUAUUACCAAUACCCAGCCCUCGAUGCUUCAAAAAGAGAAUUCCGUCUUAUCCGGCUUCUGACGCCCAAACCAUCGCUCAUCCCAGGCUACCAGGGCACUCUGCGCGUGGAAAUCAUCGAGACAACAACGAGGGUCGAGUCUGGGGAAACCUGCUCCUACAAUACGCUCUCGUAUGCCUGGGGCAAUGAAAGCAAUAGGCCCCAACGCACAGUGCUGGUUGAGGAUAGAGGCAAAACAUACAAACUUGCCAUUUACCGCCCAUUAGAGGUCGCGCUGCUACACCUAGUCGCGACCAGCGUACUCGACCUCCCGCUGUUUGUGGAUCAGAUAUGCACCAACCAGGGGGAUACCAUCGAAAAGGCCCAUCAAGUCGCUCUCAUGAAGGACAUAUACAAGAAUUGCGAGCGAGGCGUCAUCUGGCUCGGCGCCGCAUCUCGCAACUCGGACACGUGGUACAAUUACGUUCGAGAAAGAUGCCACGACGGCAACGGGGUUCUAUGCGGCAUCAUCAACCACCGACUCGCGAGCUGCAUGAAUGUAUUCGACGCAGUCAUGGAUCUGUCCAUAGAGAUCAGUGACCAGGAGCGCGAGGAUCGCGACGCAAUACUAGACAUGAUACGUCUUCAUGGCGACGACUUUCCUCUAGCAGGAUACGAGGACAUUCUCGACCGUCGCUGGUUCCAGCGCCUUUGGACCAUACAAGAAGGAUGCUUGCCACGACAGCUCCUCUUGGCUUGCGGCAUGCAAUCUCUCUGCUUUGAUUGCUUCAAAGCCGGCAUGUUCUUCUACAGCCUGUACAACACUCACUGGAAUAAAAACCAUUCAGGCCUAAAAUCUAGGCAGGAGCUGUGA